Angiostrongylus costaricensis is the source of this 1254-nucleotide messenger RNA. The record is from the annotation of a GenBank genome assembly. NCBI's taxonomy places the organism in Eukaryota, Metazoa, Nematoda, Chromadorea, Rhabditida, Metastrongylidae.
AAUAUGACAAGUAAUAUGCUAAGAAUUAAUGGGCGUGAGUAUGGAAGGCUUUAUAGAUACGAAGAGUUCCGCUUGGAAUCUUUUUAUCUUUUGGACCUGGUAACACCUUGGGACGUGUCUGCAUCAAGUGCAGCUGGCGUCGACUACGAUAAGCUAAUAGUCAAGUUCGGUUGUUGCAAACUAGAGUCAGAUCUCGUUGAGCGCUUUAGAAAGGUCACAGGUCAGGAACCUCACCCAAUGCUUCGUCGAGGCUUGUUUUUCGCCCAUAGAGAUUUUAAUAUGAUUUUGGAUCGUAAAGAACAAGGGAAACCAUUUUUCUUAUAUACCGGUCGCGGACCAUCUUCGGGAAGUCUCCAUCUUGGGCAUCUUGUUCCAUUUAUUUUCACGAAGUGGUUACAGGAUGUUUUUGAUGUGCCACUUAUUAUUCAGAUAACGGAUGAUGAAAAGUUUUUAUGGAAGGAUAUCACGGUAGCUGAGGUUAAGAAGAUGGCUCGCGAUAACAUGAAGGACAUAAUAGCAGUCGGUUUCGACCCUGAAAAAACGUUUAUAUUCAACGAUUUCGACUAUAUGUGUCCUCCAUUCUACGAAAAUAUUUGUAAAAUUUGGAAAAUCGUGACGGGAAAUCAAGCGAGAGCAAUAUUCGGAUUUACAUCUGACGACAGUAUGGGGAAGGCUGCAUUCCCAGCAAUUGAAGCAGCACCCUGCUUUUCGUCAUCGUUUCCUCAUAUUUUUGGAAACAAAACGGAUAUACCCUGUCUCAUUCCAUGUGCCGUUGAUCAAGAUCCAUACUUUCGCAUGACUCGAGACGUAGCACCACGUCUUAAAUUUCCUAAGCCUUGCUUAAUCUAUUCGUCUUUCAUUCCAGCCUUACAGGGGGCACAAACAAAAAUGGCGGCCAGCGAUUCAACGACAUGUAUUUAUCUUUCUGAUACCCCGAAGCAGAUUAAAAACAAGAUCAACAAAUAUGCAUUUUCUGGUGGUCAGGCUUCAAUUGAAGAGCAUCGAUUAUAUGGAGGGAAUUGUGAUGUAGACAUCAGUUAUCAGUUUCUUCGUUAUUUUCUCGAUAGUGAUGAACGCCUAGAAGAGAUUCGACUACAAUACACAGCCGGUGCGAUGUUGACAGGGGAGCUGAAAAAGAUUGCUAUUGAUGAAAUUACGAAGGUGGUUGUGGAAAUGAAGGAGCGACGAGAGAAUGUUACGGAUGAGAUGCUGGAAGAGUUCCUUAGGAUUCGACCACUGAAAUACAAGUUUUAA